This is a messenger RNA of Cajanus cajan (pigeon pea), 975 nucleotides long. RefSeq names its product LEAF RUST 10 DISEASE-RESISTANCE LOCUS RECEPTOR-LIKE PROTEIN KINASE-like 2.4. The record is from RefSeq and is a predicted model, not a curated record. Gene Ontology annotation, molecular function: polysaccharide binding. Lineage: Eukaryota; Viridiplantae; Streptophyta; Magnoliopsida; Fabales; Fabaceae.
GUAUUGUUACACACAUUUUGUUUGGCCAAUGGCUUCCCUGCUUAUUCACCUCUCUCCUAUCCUUAUUCUCCAUCACUUAAUUAUCCUCCUCAUAUUGAUUCAGAUACCUCCAUAUUCAAGCUCCAAUGAUGAUUAUAAGGAUUGUACUAAUCCGAUCAGUUGUGGGAGUAUAACAAACAUAGGUUUUCCAUUCUGGGGAGAAAACCGCCCUAGAGAGUGUGGCCACCCUCUGAUGCAACUCACCUGCGUAAAAGCCACCAGCUACAUAACCAUUAAUGAUGUCAGGUACCAGGUUUUGGAUGCAAACCCUGAUAAACAUACUUUGAGAAUCACUAGAGUGGAUUACUUGCGAGACUUGUGUCCAAUACUACAUGUCAACACCAACCUUGACACUCAUCUCUUUGUUUAUGAUUCAAACUACAAUAAUCUUACCCUUUCCUAUGGUUGUGCUCCUUCGAUGAAUAGACUCCCUUGUAAUGAGGGUUCUAGUGAAUAUGUUUAUCCUCAGUUAGGGUCUCUCCUCCCUCGACCAUUUUGCACAGCAAGUGUGGUUGUUCCAGUUUCUCAGUCAUUGGUUGAUAUUAAUGAUUUCAACCAAGUAGACAAUGCAAUCAUGGAAGGAUUUGUGGUGAGAUGGAUAGUAGGAAUUGAAGAAUGUGACAGGUGUAAAACAUCAGGUGGAGUAUGCGGUUUUGACUGGUAUGCAAAUCAAACAUGUUACUGCAGAGAUGGAGCUUGUUCUAAUUUCUUACCAGAUGCCAAAGCACCUUCAGAUUCAGACAAAAUAAACCAACUGUUUGGUUGGUUGAGUUGAUUCCAUUGUAAACCCCAUCCACAAUGGCUCUUGAUUUAUCAUGUUGGUCAAAGUACACGCUGGUCUUAUUCCUUGUGUUGUGCCUUAGUCCAUGCUAUUGGCUUUUGGUAGUUCUCAAGUCACAAACUGAAGACACUUUCAUCUUAAUUUUUUUCCACACG